AUGUCUCUUUCAAAACGCGCCCAUGAUUCAGAGAAGGCCAUCGAGGGUAUGGAUCUCUGGGAAGUCAUACCCAACCUCUUCGACCAAGAGACUAAUCCUGAUGGCAUCGUGAGUUUGGGAGUUGCCGAGAAUACCCUCAUGCAUGAUGUUCUCCGGAAGCACAUCCACGACAACUUGGCGUUGACGAACCCGGCUUUCACUUAUGGCGAUGGAACAACGGGCACGAAGCAGGUCAAGAAAUCUGUAUCGCGGUUCUUGACCAAACAUCUCAAGCCGUUCAAGGCUAUUGAGCCGGCGCAUAUCACUAUGACUAAUGGAUGCAGUGCUGCUAUUGAGCACCUGUCGUGGGCUGUUGCGAACCCUGGCGACGGAAUCCUUCUUGGACAACCAUACUACGGAACCUUUGUUCCUGAUCUCACUGCCCGUUUCGGAGCAAAGCUUCUCCCAGUUGCUUUUGGCGAGGUUGACCCCCUCGACGAGGCCGCGGUAGCCGAGUACGAGAAAGCCAUUCUCGAAGCUCAGGCCCAGGGGACCAGAGUUGCAAGUCUGGUCAUCAGCCAUCCGCAUAACCCCCUGGGACGGUGCUACUCUCGCAGUGUUCUUAUUGCAUUUAUGAAGCUGUGCCAGAAGUACGAGAUGCACUUCAUCAGCGAUGAGAUCUAUGCCUUGUCUGUCUGGACCAACACGGUCGACCAACACCCUUUCUCUGUUCCCUUCGAGUCUGCUCUUUCAAUUGAUACAGCAGGCAUCAUCGAUGCUGAUCGUGUGCAUGUUCUUUGGGGCAUGUCGAAAGACUUUGGCGCCAACGGUAUCCGAGUUGGCACGAUUGUGUCUCAAGCCAACAUGUCUCUGCACGCUUCUAUAGUAGCAGUUGGGCUGUACAGCUCAGUGUCAUCCAUCUCGGACCAUGUCACAGUCAACAUACUGGAAGAUGAUGCCUUCGUCGAGUCAUAUAUUGCCGAGAACCAAAGGAAGCUAUCAGCCCAGUACACUCGUGUUGUAUCGUGGGCUCGGAAGAACGAGAUCGAGUACGCUCCAGGGGUUAAUGCUGCGUUCUUCCUCUGGAUUGAUCUGGGCAAGUAUUACACGUCACGACACCCUGAUUUGGAAACUGAUGACAUUACGGAUCUUAUCAUGAGUAAGUUGAUGGCAAAGAGAAUCUUUCUGGCAUCUGGCAAGGGGUUUGGCUCAGAGAAGCCUGGUUGGUUUAGGAUUGUAUUCUCGCAUGAUGAUGCGUACCUUGAUCUGGGCCUGGAACGGGUGAUUGAUGCGUUGCUAUAG
This is a messenger RNA of Fusarium pseudograminearum CS3096, 1281 nucleotides long. RefSeq lists its product as uncharacterized. Gene Ontology annotation, biological process: amino acid metabolic process; biosynthetic process. The coding region runs from base 1 to 1281 and encodes 426 amino acids. The record is from RefSeq and is a predicted model, not a curated record. Lineage: Eukaryota; Fungi; Ascomycota; Sordariomycetes; Hypocreales; Nectriaceae. Gene Ontology annotation, molecular function: transaminase activity; pyridoxal phosphate binding. The transcript has a single exon.